Molecule: messenger RNA, 1025 nt
Organism: Diospyros lotus (date-plum)
Lineage: Eukaryota; Viridiplantae; Streptophyta; Magnoliopsida; Ericales; Ebenaceae
Product: caffeoyl-CoA O-methyltransferase-like
Exons: 5
Coding region: 8-772 (254 amino acids)
Molecular function (GO): O-methyltransferase activity; S-adenosylmethionine-dependent methyltransferase activity
Source: RefSeq, a predicted model, not a curated record
CUUAGUCAUGGCAGGUACAGUCUUCAGGAACCUCUUCAAGAACGAGGCUCUUCAAAAGUACAUCUGGGAUACCAGCACAUACCCAAGAGAGUGCCAGGAACUCAAGGGCUUAAGGGAAGCAACCUUCAGAAAAUAUGCCCAAACUCAUGUAACUUCCAUAAGCUCCAAAUUCACUGGAAGCAAUGCUGAAGGAUCUGUUUCUCAAGCGGAUCUUAUGUCGCCACCUGAUGAAGGACUACUACUUUCAAUGCUUUUGAAACUGAUGAAUGCCAAGAGGACACUGGAGAUUGGGGUUUUCACAGGCUAUUCUCUUCUUACUACAGCUCUUGCCUUGCCUAAUGAUGGCCAGAUAGUGGCAAUAGACCCAGACCGAGAAGCUUACGAAGUUGGACUGCCAUUCAUUCAGAAGGCCGGCGUGGAGCAUAAGAUCAACUUCAUACAAUCAGAUGCCAAUUCUGUUCUGGAUGAAAUGUUGAGGAAUGACAAAAACAAAAUGGCUUUCGACUUUGUGUUUGUGGAUGCUGACAAGGACAACUACAUUAACUACCAUGAGAAAGCGAUACAAAUGGUGAAGAUAGGAGGUGUUAUUGCAUAUGACAACACUAUAUGGCUCUCCACAGUUGCAAGUGAAGAGGAAGACGUCCCUGAGUUUUUUCGUCCCUCCAGAAAGGCCAUAAUUGAUUUCAACAAUCGAGUAGCCUCCGAUCAUCGGGUGGAGAUCGUUCAGAUUUCCAUCGGUGAUGGUGUCACUCUUUGCAGGCGCAUCAUCUAAUAUCGGGAUGAAGUUGGCCCUUAUGAACAGCUUGAUGCACUAUUUCCCUUUAAUUUUUUGAAUUCAAUAAGAUCGAGAGCUCGGAUCGGAUCAGUACUAUUGAUAGUAUGAUGCCGUCGGAUGUUCGAGAAGUUAAGCAAAAUAAAAGGUUGCCUUUGGGACGUACAAUGCCCAAAAGGAUUAUUAUUGAUGUUGUUGCUCAUAUAUAUUAUUGACAAUUACUCAAUGUAGAACCCCAUAGUGUUACUGCCAA